AUGCGCAGUGGGUUGACCUGCCUACUCGGCUUGGCUGGCUUAGCCUUGACUAAUGCAUCGAGUCUGGAGAAGAGAGACAGUCUGGCAGUUCUCGCGGUGCCAAUGGUACGCGACACUUCGCGUCAGCUUUCCGGGCGAUCGAUGACUCUCGGCGUCGACCUUGAUAACGAGGAUGCGCGUAAAAUAUCCUAUGUUGCAAAUGUGACUUUCGGCACCCCGCCUCAACAUUUUCUAGCUUACCUACACACCUGGGGCAAUGGCUGUUGGCUUACGAGUGUGGAUAACCAUGAUUGCGGGCUCUACGUGAACCGGUCCCUUUGUGGUGGAUACGGAGGCUACAACAUGACUACCUCAACCACUGCCAAAAAGCUCGUUGAGAUAUUCGUAUAUGAUGAUUCAGGUUCAAUGGUGGGUGGAGACUUCGUCAACGACGUUCUGACAAUUGGUGGUGUGACGAUGGACACUAUGAAGAUGGGGAUUGUCACGGAGAAUAGCAUCAUUGCCAAUACCUUGAGUCUUGGAUACGGCAAUGCAUCUUCCACCUCCCUGACCCAGGCAUUAGUCGACGCUGGUACGAUUAACUCUCCGGCUUUCAGUCUCUGGGACCAGACAGCCCUGUUCGGUGGUGUCAACAAGGCGAAGUACGACGGCCCUCUCUACACUUUCCCCAUAGUCAACGGAUCAGACCUCACAAAAGCUCUCCGUAUCAACAUGGAUGACAUCUCGAUCAACAUGGAUGGUAUCUCAGUCAACGAAACAUCCGCGACAUCAAAGGAGUUUCCGCUGGAUGCUGUCUUUGACACUGCCGUUGGAAUGACCUACGUGCCCAAGUCCGUGGCUCAAGCUCUGAAUGCCCAAAUUGGCAACACCUCCGUUCCGGAUCAUUGGGGACAAGUCAACUUCUCUUGCAGUGCAGUGGGUGAGAACUCGACAAUUAAUUUCAAAUUCGGGGAAUUGGAUUUCCUAUUAUACCUCAGCCAUUUUGUUAGCCGAGAAAGGCACACGGCGUCUCAGCGUUGGACUUCUGAUGAGGAGACGUGCUAUUUCACGAUAUGUGAGAACACCAACUACCAAUUUGAGGCAAGCAUCGUUUUGGGCUCCAACUUCAUUAGCAAGGUUUAUGCAGUCUUUGAUCUUGGGAACGACGAGAUCUCCUUGGCACAGCGUAGCUGGGAUUACGGACCGGACGAUAUUCCGGACGAUAUUGUCGAGAUUACACCGGGCAAGGAUGGUGUGCCUGGAGCGAAGAAGGACUCCGGUGGUACGGAUAAGAACGGUGCGUCUGAGCCGAAGAAGAACUCGGCUGGCAUGCGCAUCGAAAAGGCUAUGGGGAUGAGUGCUUUGGUGGUCGGUACUGCUGUGCUGAUCGUGAUUUUAUAA
Molecule: messenger RNA, 1380 nt
Organism: Penicillium mononematosum
Lineage: Eukaryota; Fungi; Ascomycota; Eurotiomycetes; Eurotiales; Aspergillaceae
Exons: 3
Coding region: 1-1380 (459 amino acids)
Biological process (GO): proteolysis
Molecular function (GO): aspartic-type endopeptidase activity
Source: RefSeq, a predicted model, not a curated record